Molecule: messenger RNA, 1815 nt
Organism: Trichoderma reesei QM6a
Lineage: Eukaryota; Fungi; Ascomycota; Sordariomycetes; Hypocreales; Hypocreaceae
Exons: 8
Coding region: 1-1815 (604 amino acids)
Biological process (GO): actin filament organization
Molecular function (GO): actin filament binding
Source: RefSeq, a predicted model, not a curated record
AUGGCUGGUCGAUUUGUUCGAGCGUCCAAGUACCAGGCUGACGUGCGUGGUUGCGCUCUUACUGCAGGACACAUCUUUGGCAAGCCCACCAAGAAGGAGUUCUGCUACGAUAACCUGCGCAUCAGUCGGAAUGCCUGGGACACGAACCUGGUGAAGGCCAACGCCGAGUACCUGUCGGUCAAUUGGGAGUCGUCUGGAGGCGGCGCCUUUGCCGUCAUUCCUCUGAACGAGAAGGGAAAGGCACCCGACCAGAUCCCGCUGUUUCGCGGCCACACGGCGACGGUCCUCGAUACCGACUGGAACCCGUUCAACGACCACAUCAUCGCGUCGGCUUCGGAGGAUGGCAAGGUCUUCAUCUGGGAGGUCCCCGAGGGCUUUUCGCUGUACACGGAUGCCGAGGUGAUUCCUGACGUAUCGCCCGUCAGCAAGCUCGGAGGACACACGAGGAAAGUCGGGCAGGUCCUGUUUAACCCCGCGGCCGAAAACAUUCUCGCCUCUGCCUCGGGCGACUUCACAAUCAAGCUCUGGGACGUUGGCACCGGCCAGAGCCACCUCACCCUGCAGCACGCCGACAUCGUACAGAGCCUGUCAUGGAACGCGAGCGGCAGCCUCCUCGUGACGACGUCGAGGGACAAGAAGAUCCGGGUGUGGGACGUCCGCCAGGAGAAGCCGGUCCACGAGGCCGCCGGCCACACGGGAGCCAAGAACAGCAGAGCUGUCUGGCUGGGCGAGCACAACCGCUUCGCCACCACGGGCUUCUCCAAGAUGAGCGAGCGCCAGAUUGCCCUGUGGGAGCCUGGCCGCAGCGAUCCCAUCGGAGGAUUCCAGCACCUGGAUGCCAUUUCUGGUGUCUGCAUGCCUUUCUGGGAUGAGGGAUCCAACUGCCUUUACCUUGCUGGCAAGGGUGAUGGCAACAUCCGCUACUUUGAGUACGAAAACGACAAGUUUGAGUACCUGAGCGAGUACAAGUCGGUUGAUCCGCAGCGAGGUAUCGCCUUUCUUCCGCGUCGCGCUAUCAACGUUCACGAAAACGAAGUCAUGCGCGCCUUCAAGACGGUAAACGACAGCUACAUCGAGCCCAUUUCCUUCACCGUGCCCCGCAGAGCAGAGACGUUCCAGGCCGACAUCUUCCCCCCCGCCGUUGGCCUCCGACCUGCCGUCAGCGCCAAGGAGUGGCUCGAGGGCAAGACUGGGCUUCCUCCCAAGAUCGACCUGGAGAGCAUCUAUGAGGGAACAGCCCCCAAGGAGGUUGCUGCCGACUACCAGCCACCGGCGCCAGUGGUGCCCAAGGCCGAGCCCAAGAAGGAGGAGGUCAAGGAGGAGCCCAAGCCGGUGGCGCGAGCCCCUCCCCCGAGCGUCAGUGACCAGAAGUCGUCCAUUGCCGCCAUGGCCAACAAGUACCAGGACGCCGAGGAGGCGGAGCCCAAGGAGGAGGAGCCGUCCAGCUUUGACGACGAGGUCAAGCCGGCCCAGCGAAACCCUCUGCCCAUCCGAGCCGAGACGAAGCCAGCAGCUCCUGCAGCCGCCACUUCUGCCCCGGCUCCCGUCAAGCCUGCAGCCUCUGCGGUAUCGUCCACGCCCGCUCCCGCUGCUGCUGCUGCUGCUGCCCCGGCAUCCGAUGCCAGCGCCACCUCCUUGAGCGAGAUUAAGGAGCUCAUUGAGAACCAGACCAAGGUGAUUAGCGCGCAGAACGACCAGAUUGGCCUCUUGACGUCCGAAGUCGAAUCCCUCAAGAAGCGGCUCGGAUCAGGAUCCCAGGAUCAGAGCGAGCGAAUCAGGCAGCUGGAGCUGGAAUUAGAAGAGGCACGAUCGUAA